Molecule: messenger RNA, 1014 nt
Organism: Melitaea cinxia (Glanville fritillary)
Lineage: Eukaryota; Metazoa; Arthropoda; Insecta; Lepidoptera; Nymphalidae
Product: probable chitinase 10
Exons: 5
Coding region: 1-849 (282 amino acids)
Cellular component (GO): extracellular region
Molecular function (GO): chitin binding
Source: RefSeq, a predicted model, not a curated record
AUGUCCGCUUGGAAUAGUGACAAGAAUGCUGGAGGCAUUUCCCUGUUCAAUCGCUAUGCCGAUUAUCUGGGCGAAAAAUGCACCAGCCCUCUUGUCACCGGUGGAGGCAAUAAGACCAAGAGUUAUCUAACUUCCAUCGCAUACAUGGUACCAGUAUCAGACGCAGUGAUCCAACAAUUUCACAAGGAUCCAGUGUAUCAGAACAAAAUCCUCGUUCUAGAACAUAAAGACCCAGUUAUAGAAAUCAAUACUCUCUGCGCUGGAAAGAGAGCACAAAUACCGUCACCGAAAAUGUGCAAUAAUUUCUUAAAUUGUUGGGAUGGAUGGGCAUUUGAACAGGAAUGUCCCGCUGAAUUGGUCUUCUCGAAUGAAGGCUUUUGUGAUUAUCGCUAUAAUGUUGACUGUAAGGACAGAAAACUGAAAGAGCCGCAGCCACUGUGUACAAAUGACUUCGAGGCGUCCCGGAACCCAUCCGAUUGUAAAGAAUUCUUCGUAUGCGUUCAAGGGCUUCCGGUCAAAUUCAAGUGUCCUGGUGAUCUCUUGUACAACGAGAGACUUGGUGUAUGCGAUUACGAGAGUAAGGUAGACUGUAACGGUACAGUUGCAAAUACAAAACCACUCUCCUCAAUUCAAAUGGUACCAGUAAACGAAGUCACCCAAAAAGCACCUGGUUUCGUUGCACCCGCUGUACCAUCUCCAACGUCAGCACCCAUUGAUAGAAACACAAUGAUAAGUAAAAUGGAGUACAACACGCAAACUUGGUCAUCUACUCACGUGGCGUAUUCUCGCCAAGACGCCAUCCGCCAACUACAAUUAAAUCGAAUGGGAGAAGUAAAAGAAGCUAAUUAAAUUUCCAUUACUAAGUUUCUAUAAGAUUAUACUGAUAGGUAUAUAUAAUAUUUUUCCUUUUUGCUAAAUGGUAUUUUUUUUGCAACAAAACCCAUUUUCACUAAUUUUCUUUUUAUGUUAUGCGAAUUUUUAUCAGUAUUGUGAAAAUAAAUAAUUUAUGUCUUA